Molecule: messenger RNA, 3716 nt
Organism: Linum tenue
Lineage: Eukaryota; Viridiplantae; Streptophyta; Magnoliopsida; Malpighiales; Linaceae
Source: the annotation of a GenBank genome assembly
AAACAUCUUUAUUUUCAAAUCCAACAAACAAACCAACCAUUCAUUCGCCAACAAACAAACCAACCAUUCAUUCGCGUUUUGUGUCUAGUUUAAUCGUCUCGUCGCAGGAAACCUAGCCGCCAUCACCCUCCCUUACCGAGGUAUUCCGGCGACGAAUUCCGUACAGCCUUACAACGACCUGCCGCCCUCCUCCACCAACUACUUUAAACGCCUCCGACUGUCAUCAGGCCAGCUGUAUAGUUCGGACUUCGGACUCUGCAAAUUCUGUUCUGAGUUCCCCCUCUGUUUCUUUUUCCUUCUUUUCCAAUCAAUUUCGGUGGUUUAAGACUUGCAUUCGCCGAUGGACGGUGAGGAGGUGCCGGGUUACCAGCCCGACGACGGCUUCGAACAAGAUACAAGAGAGCCACUUCUUGAUCUUACCGGUGCUCGCUCUAGUUCUAAAGAGCUUUGGCUUAUCCAAUGGCCGCCCCAUGACCUUCCUGAUAUCCACGGCAAGGAAGUAUGCAUUACUUUCGAUCGCAAUGGUAGCUCGGGAAGCUUCGAGGAUCUUUCAGGGAAAAAGUAUGAUAUAGUCGGCACCGAUGUAGAGCGAGAUGCUGCAGUCUUCAUGUCAUCUGUUUCAGAAACUGAGAUUGUUGGGAAUAUUUCUCACCGAAUAUCCCUGGUGCAUUUUCCUGACCCAAAGGAAAUCGAGCAGAGAGUUGCUGAGAAGACGUCAAAAAGGCUGUAUCAGAUGACGUCGUCAAAGAACAAUUCUUCACACCAUUCUUCAGGUGUUACUGGAAGUAGUAGGCUGAAGAACUCAACUUCAUCAAGGGGACCUGCAGCCUCAACUCAUACGAGCAGGGAAGGGCCGAGCGCUUCUAAGAGAAGGCACGUUCAGAAGAGCCCUGGAUCUAAAGGUGGACCUUCUCUCGACUCCAAACGCCGUCAGAGUUCGUCCAACUACAUUUCUGGGACAUCAGAACGAUGAAGCUAAAUCAUUGGCAGGUAAGAGAGUGGAGUUUAGGGUUUUGAGCUACUGUUUGCUUGAUGCAAAAAUCUUGUGCAUUUCCGAAUCAUGAAGAGAAGUGAUGAGCAUUUUGUUUGUUAUUGGUGUUUACGUUAGUUAAGUGAUUUAGAAAGCUAGAUCUUUUAUGGAUGGAUGAUGAUCCUCUUUUGGAAGUGGUGAAUGCAUUGUUCUUCCCGUACUUGGAUAAUUUGUGAUCUGAAGCUACUUGAACAAACUCAUGCACAAAAUGAAACCAGGAUACAAACACAAAGAAUAUACGACCUGCAAUGCAACCAUAAUUACUACUUCACUUGUUAGAUCAGCCAUUGCAACAUACAUUUUUAUGUACACAAGUGUUCAAGACUGGAUGACACAUUGCUGGCUUGGGCAUGCAGUUUACCGGCUGCAACAAAGGCUAGCUAGUCAGUAGUAGGCCAGUAGCAGCAUUUUGGGUGUACUGUUUUCGAGCUCGGAUAAACGACGUACAACAUCUUGCAUUUGAUGCCUCGUGGAGGUGGAAUGAUUACCACGCUAGUCUGCCUCCAGUCACCAUUAAUAUUGCUUGCAAACGUCGUGGCUGCCAGCAGAUUAUGCCACGGAUCCAUGAUUUCUCCACUAGCCAUGCUCCCUCACUGGUUGGUAAAAUCAUCAAAUGUGGAAGCAUGCGAUAGUCUUAUUUAUAGCAUCUCAGAUUCUGUAAUAUAGUUAUUUCAAUUGAUGAGUGAAAGAAAGCAAGAUCCCAACUGCCUAUGUAGCCGACAAGUAUGUUCUCAAACUGCUGAGGAAUUUGAGCAUUGAGUGAAACUGAAACCACCUUCCUUGUUUGGUGAAUCAGUGGAAAGAUGGCAUCAUUCAGCUUAGAACACAACAUCAAAAGCAUAUGCCAGGGGCAACUGAUCAUCAUCAGUGAAAAUAACCCAUGCAUGUACAAGAAAAGACUCUUUGAGAGUUUGAUCUGGGAAGUCGUCUUGUAAUCACCAAAAAGCAACAGCGAGACGUUAACCAUUUGAUAAACAAAAUGUACAAAUUCUCUCAAAAGUGCUUCUCCAUUCUUUUCAACAUCUCAAGCUUCCCAGUAAAUGAACUCGGUUUACAAAAGAAUGAUCAGAUUGUUGUUCCUCUGCGAGGCUUGUUGCACUCUAAUACAAAGGGAUAACAGUCGUCGAUUGAUCAGUUCUCUAGUGUGAUAUACAUAUGCAAUUCGAGCUUUGGUGAAGCAGCGCCUGCUCAGAGUAAGAAUGCAAACAAUGCCUGGAAAAUGGACCUUGCCCGUGGGCGUUUCCUUGGACUGUCUUUGUUUUCGGCUAAUAGGCCUCUGUACUCAACUCCCUGUCUUCCCUGACAAGAGCAAAUGAGGGCAUAAACAUGAGAAGUAACAAAACUAUUUGGCCCGUUGAUGUUACUUUCAGGCAUAACACAGAAUCAAAAUCGGUUCAGUUUAUUACUGCAAGUCUAAUCUUAACCUGAGCAGCAUCCUUGAGGGGUCCCCAACAUUCCAUUCGAUUGUAUUUCGGCAAGCUAGAAUGGAAAUACACCCAAACUAAAGCAUCAUUUAGCUCCGGAUUUGCCUGAAAGAGCUCUGCAUCGCCAUAUAACAAAGCUUGAAGUACCUGCCAUUUGCAAAUACAAAACAGGUUCGCGUUAAAAUCUGAAGCAGAGACAAAACAUGGAACGCGUACAUACUGUUCCUUUCCAAACUUCCCCCACAACAGAAGGCAUUGUACAUUGUGACAAAACUAUGGUAUUAGAAGCUAGAAAAGUGUUUUUUAUCUAGCAAAAGCUCGCCUCUCCAAAUGAAUAGCUAAGGAUGCAGGGAGAAACAUACUAGAGGCAUUUCUUUGGCGAAAAUGUGAUAUCUAAGCUCGGCAGCAAGGUCGAAAGUGAGAUUCGGACCACUGACAUAACAGUGAAUGUGCAGACACAACUGCCCUUCCAAUUUCUUCCAUUCAGCAACCACGUCGUCCUUGCUAUACCAGCCACUUAGCUGGUCCAAGUUGAUGACACUGGAAAUGGUCAAGGUUAAGUUUGCAGUGAAGUCACAGUGAGACAGAAUGUAAGUUCUAGGGAUGAUUCUUGAGUAGUCAUUGUCCCUUCCUACCAACACUACUUUGAGCUUUGAAGCAUCGAAUCUAGCCGGAGGACCCAGAAGCCUGACUGCCUAGCAACACACCCCAAUCCGGCAGUUAGUAAGUAUACCCUAAUAAAAGCUUUGACCUUUAAGGAAACCCAGAUGCGAAAUUUUGACACUGACAGGGAAAUUCAGAAGAAUCGGCUUACACAAAAUGGACCCAGAAAGAUGAACCAGAAAGCCGAAAGUACCUCUGAGACGAGACCGUUGUGAGAAGAUCUGGUGGUGCUGGCGUUAAUGGAGGAGAAAGCGAGAGGAAAGAAGCUCAAUUUACGAAUCCUAAAGGGACUAGGACUGUGAUUGGUGGGGAACGAAGAAGAGGAUGGAGAAGGAGCAAAGAAGGCAGAAUGACAUGCCAUGAGAGAGGCAUAACAAGCUCUUCCCCGUAGUCUUCUUCAUCUUUGGCUCCUCAUCGUCACAAUCAUUGUUCCUUAUUCUUCUUCUUCUUCUUCUUGAUCGUUUUUUGGCCUUCGAAAUGGAUUUUGGUUGGAUUGGAAGGAAGAGGGAAAACUACAGAAGUAUGUGGUGAACAAAGGUCUACGGUAGCUGUAAGAGGCCUGUGGUGGGACUCUGCUUGUGGUGACAUCUCCAAUUUUU